Molecule: messenger RNA, 4168 nt
Organism: Brassica rapa (field mustard)
Lineage: Eukaryota; Viridiplantae; Streptophyta; Magnoliopsida; Brassicales; Brassicaceae
Source: RefSeq, a predicted model, not a curated record
AGGCGAUGGAGCUUCGACGACGACCGUGAGAAGAAAUGGAGCUCCAACGAUGGCCGUACAUGUUCGAUGUCUGGCAGGCGAUAGUGUUUCCGCCUUCCGGUGACCACAUCGUGCUCGAGCUGCAUCAGCGGAGCUUCUUUACAUGCAUUGGUGAUGACGAGGUUGAUGAUGGGAGGAAGCAAGUUACAAUCUUUUUUGGUACACCAGACCAGAACUGCUGAAGGGUUUGCUAAAGUGAGUUGCUUUGAUUCAAAACAGAGUGAAGGUGAUGAAAUCUAAAGCAAGAUACGAGAAGAUCAGAUUCAAAAUGGUUGAUUUGGAAGAUUAUGCUGCUGAUGAUGAUGAGUACGAGGAGAAGUUGAAGAAAUAGGAUAUGGCUUUCUUCUUCUUAGCCACAUAUGGAGACGGUGAGCCAACAGACAAUGCGGCGAGAUUCUAUAAAUGGUUCACCGAGGGGAAUGACAGAGGAGACUGGCUCAAGAACUUGAAGUAUGGUGUUUUUGAAUUAGGAAACAGACAAUAUGUGUUAGGAAGUGUUCUGGAACGGCCUGCAGUGUCAAGCAUGAUCGGAUACACUACAUUGACGUAUGUCCCGCGGGACAGCCUGCAAAGGAGUGUGCAUUUGGCGGUACGGGUUUGGGAUGACCUUUUGGAGACCGUAGCCCGCGCGGACCUGACCCGCAGUGACCGGCAAAGUGAUGAGCCCGCUGCGGUACGGGAUGGAACGGGACGGAUCAACCCGUUUGACAUCUCUACCUGUUUUAGUUUAGUGAUUGUAGUUGUAAGCUGAUGACAUGUUAAUUAAGCUGACAUGGCAAAUUCUGAUAGGUUUAAAUUAAUCAGUCUACGUGAACAGUUUCUCUACUCACUUUAUUCUCCUUUUAGUAUAGUAUAAAUGCCGGUACAAUGGUAUGGCUGACAGAAGUUGACUGGUCUAGUCUUCGCUACCCCAAAAAAAUUUCCACAUGUUUCUUUCCAUAGUUUUCUCCCAUGAUAUUAAAAUUCAUUAAUAACUCCUCGUUAUGGAAAUUUAUGCAGAUUUUUUUGAACCAACUCAAAAAUUAUUACGUGGAGUAAAAAAGGUUCAUGAUGUUUGCUGUGUAACCAGGGGCGGACCCAAGUACAGUAUGGGUGUGGCACGUGCCACAUACUGAUAUUAUAUAAUCCUUGUGUAAGAAAUAUAUAGACAAGUAUGUAGCUUAAUUGGCUUUAAAGGCUUAUAUGUGCUCCACCCACUCAUUGUUCGAAACAUGAGCUACGGGUUUUGUUCUUUCAUUUUAUCUUGCGCCCUCUUGAUUCAACUUUUCGUAAAUGACAACUUCUCUCUUAUUUCCUUGUUUUUGCUACCAAAGUCUAAAACAGUUCUUUCUUUUUAAUAAUUAUUUGUUUUCCUUCUUUCUUUAAAAUGAUUUUCCAAAGUAAAAGAAUAUAAUUUAUUCAAAUUUUGUUGUAACAAUUAUUUUACUAAGUUCAUUUUUAGUAGUCAGAUUAAAAUAACAACUAAAGGAAUUAGUUUUCAUAAUAAAAUUAUUAUGUGCAAUAUAUAAUUUAAAACAAACAUUUAAAAUAUGAAAACUGGUUUUUAAUUCAUUUAAAUUAAGAUAUUUUUUUUAAUUAUGAAUGUCUUUUAAAAGAAUAUAAUUUGAUUUAAUAUACUAAAUUAAAUUUUAUAUUUUUAUAUUUAUUGUGCUCCAGGUUAUAUUAUUUUCUAGAUCUGCCCCUGUGUGUAACCAUAGUAAUCCAUUAAGAACAUAAAUGUAUAUUUUACUUAUACAGACAAAUUAUAAACGUGGUAAGAAACUGUAAAGUGUCUAUGAAUGUUUUUCUCAAAAAAGGUCUAAUGUGGAACAAGUUACUUUCAUGGAUCAUGGGGCCACGGUAUUAUUUUGAAAGCGGACCGUUUAUUUUUAAUGUUGUCUGUAAGUGGGAUGUGAAUAGCUCCCUACCAAUCAGACACCUCCAUGCCUUCUAAUUUAUCUAGAAUUAUUGAUUUCGUUGGGAUGAAAGUAGAAACUGGAGUUACGUAUUUGGUGACGAAUUUGACGCGUUGCGACAAAAUAAAAAAAGACGUUUUUGACGAGCUUUCUCUUUAAGCGCGAGGUUAGGUUCAUAAUUAGAUACUUGUGAGAUAAAUCACAAAGUAUUUAACAGUCAAGGGACCUAAUCACUAUAUUUCACAGCGUUGCGCGAGAGCGUUUCUCGUUGAGGUCGUUAUUUUUAGAUAUUUGUAAACUGGGCCCGAUGGGAAUUAUACUAUUAUAGUGAUCAAAUUGGGUCCAAAUUCUUCAAUGUAUGACAAUACAUGUCGCCAUAUUUGUCUCUGUCUACCUGAUUCUGUCCUGGUCUUGAUUUUUCUUGUCAUUUCAUACAAAAAUAACAAAUUUAAUUUUAAUAUAUGAAAAAAACAAAAUAUCCAACGAACAAAAAGAGUUGUAAUAAACAGGAUCAGUUCUAGAUAAAGUAAUAAAUUUUAGUUCUGGUUUCCAAAUUUAAAAGACUUAAUAUGUACACAUAGUAUAGUCUUGAAACAAUAGAAAGAGUUAUUUUAAAAAAUUUAGUUAAAAUGUUUGUGACUUCCUAAAUUUGAAUAGUAGUAGAGGCCAAAUUAAUAUUUACAGGUGCAAAAGCAUGAAAAACUGAAAAAGAGGAUCUAAAUGGAAUAAAGAAUAUUUGGCCCAUUUCUCUCUGCGUCGGUGACGUGAAGCUUCCCUGCUGGAGAAAAGCUCACAUGCGUAAUCUCAGUUUAUAUUUAGGACAGCAACACAUGUCCGAACACAACACACUUCUAUAUCUGUUUCGAAUUCAACUCUGCUGUCUUUUUUUCCAUCAUAUUAUUUAAUUUAUUUCGUUGUCAAAAUCUCAGAAUAAAACCAUCUAUAUUUCGACAAAUGUGUGUAUAACUCUUUCUUUUUCUUUGUCCUGAUUUAGUUUUCUUUUUUGAAUCGGUCUGAACUCGGACAAUUAAUCCGCCAUUUUCUCCUCGGUCUCUCUACUCAUCUGAUCAUCUCUUCAGUAUCGGAUCUGAGUCUCCUUCUCUUUCGUUUCAAGAUUAAUUUGCUUCUGGAGACAACGUGUUAGCUGUAAUUCAAUUAUUUACUUGCUUUGGCUAUUAAACGCGUCGUCACAAGCGUCAAUAUAAGACAAACUCAAACACAGAGACAUCUAGUUUGCAUAUGCGUGUCAUUUCAUCUCUAUCGGUAAUAGAUCUUGAUUAGAGAUUCAAGAGCUAAGAGAACUUCGAUUCUUGUCUAAAGUGUGAAGCUGUGUUCUGUUUUGGUUCUGUUAUCUCGUUUUGAGUGGAUAAUGGGAAUGAGUCUCGAUUUUGAUGUCGAUCUUGAGAAAGGACUCGUCCACUGCGUCAAUGAAUCGCCGGAGAAGCCAUUGAUACCGACUUCUACAGAUAACAAACCGGUAAUAACCGCAGAAGAAACCGUCGGUUCGUUAGAAAACGACGCGACUCCGGUUCAGUCUGCGAUCAGUAAACCGGGAUGGGGAAGGGGCGAUCGGAAGGAGAACCGCAAGAAAUCAGCGUCGAAGCCUCCCCGUCCGCCGCGCGGACCGUCUCUAGACGCAGCGGACCGGAAGCUGAUAAGAGAGAUCGCUGAACUGGCGAUACUGAAACGCGCGAGGGUCGAACGUAUGAGAGCUUUGAAGAAAUCGAGAGCGGCUAAAGCUGCGUCUGCGGCUUCUUCUCUCGGGAAUGUACUGGCCACGCUUCUCACCGUUAUAUUCUUCUUUGUCCUCGUUUUGCAAGGAUUAUCUCCGAGAGCAGCCGAUAGCUCCGGGAGAUCUCCGUUAGUAGACACCGGAAAAGCUAAUGGUGGUUUUGUUUCGGUUCAAUAUGCGGGAACUCCGUCUGCGAGUGAACCGGAUGGUGGUUAUACCGGUCCGGGUUUAGCACAGAGAUUACCGAAUUUACUAAAACCGGUUUCCGGUUUGAAAAGAAGAUGAAUAGAGAGUUUCACAAUGAAGCUUAAACCAAAGAACUGGAAUUGGACAAUUUCGUCACUGGUUCAUCAAACCAUUUGUCGGUGGACCGUGUACUCGGACAGAAAAAUUUUGGGGGUAAAAUUGGCUGCUUUCUCGGCGGAUUAGUUUUGUAAUGUUUUUUUCCUAGAAAUAGUAUGAGAGAAGUUACAAAAAUAAAAUAAAAUCAGUGUUAUAUAUC